AUGGCAUCCCCAACUUCGACUGUGAACACUGGCACCCCAUCUAGCACGUAAUUACCUCCCCCCAUCCUUUCCUCACAUUCUAGGCAAUCCCUCAACUAACCAGCCUCCUUUCUCCUCUAGAGUCUACGUAUACUCCUCACCACUCACUCCCCUUAUCCCACGUACCCCACUGCUAACAAGCACAGAUCCGCAACCUCGAAGAAUCCGUAAAGAUCCCAUUGCUCAAGCAGUCCCUGACAGCCAUCUUCUCUCAAUAUGGAACCAUAAUCGACCUCGUCGCGAAGAAGAAUCUGAAAGCCAAAGGACAAGCAUUUGUCGUCUUCGACAGCCCCCAAGCGGCCGAGCAGGCCAUCAAAGAAGUCCAAGCAUUCCCCCUCUUCGAUAAACCUAUGGUUCUAGCUUUUGCAAAGACCCGAAGCGAUGCGACCGUCAAGCGAGAGGCCGGCGAGGAUAGCCAGGAGUUCGAAGCCCACAAGCGCCGGAGACUUGCAGAGAGGGGUCCGUCCUCGCACCUGCCCUUCUGACCGCUUGUUUUGGGGUUAUGCAACGCUAAUACUCGACGUAUACAAAUACAGAACGGAAGCAAGCACUAGCAGCUCUGGAAUCCCAGCGUCAUGCGUCUACCGCGGCAGCUCCCCAAGCGGAUGCUGCGAAGGCUACCAAGAAGUCUGGCGGUCUCAAGUCUACAGCACCCGCGGCGGCUCCACAAAUUCCCGACGAGUAUCUUCCACCCAAUAGCACGUUGUUUUUACAAAACCUACCCGACGAGACGGAUUCGGAUACCCUCACUUCGCUGUUUGGACGCUUCGAUGGGUUCAAGGAGGUCCGCAUGGUGCCGGGAAGGAAGGGGAUUGCGUUUGUGGAGUUUGAACAACUGGAAGGCGCCAUUGGGGCAAAGGAGGGAAUUGGGGGAAUGACCUUAGGGGACAAGGUCGUGAAGGUUACGUAUCAAAGGCAAUAG
Messenger RNA from Tuber aestivum (summer truffle), 961 nucleotides. The record is from the annotation of a GenBank genome assembly. Lineage: Eukaryota; Fungi; Ascomycota; Pezizomycetes; Pezizales; Tuberaceae.